AUGGAGGAAGUUAAAUGCAUUGAGAGCGCUGAAAUCCAACCAUCUCCAUCCAGCAUUGUUCCUCCUCCGCUGAGGGAUGGUGAGUGUUACCAUGUCUUCAUCAGCUACAGCAGCACUGACUACCAGUGGACCCACUCCCUCAUUGAGCAGCUGGAGUCCUGCGGCCUGCAGGUCUGCUACCAUGAGCGUGACUUCACUCCAGGACGCACCGUGUUGGAGAACAUGUCAGACUGCAUCCAGGAGAGCCAGAAAGUCCUGCUGGUCCUCAGUCCAGAGUUUGUGAGGAGCCGCUGGUGUCUCCUGGAGGCCAACAUGUCUCUGUUCAGGGACUGCCUGGAGAGGAAGCCAAUAGUUCCAGUGCUGCUGGAGCCUGGAGUCUCUAUUCCUCUCCACCUCUGCCACCUCACCUACCUGGAGGUCAACGACCCUGACUUUAAGAGUAAGCUGCUCAAGGUGCUCUGCACCCCCAACCAACAGCUGCAGGGCUCCACUGUGGUUCCCUUCCAGCCUCCCUCCAUCUACAACGGGAAGGCCCUGCAGCCUUUGUCUGCUGUCAAUAAUGAAAGACUGAACAAAUGGGAAUCAGGUCUGUUCAGUGAGAUGGAGGUUCCAGACCAACUGCGCCUGAUCAUUGAGGACCACAACAAGUACAGAGAGGCUGUGAGGAUCAUCAACAGUGUCUCUCAAAAUAGAGUGUACACUGUCUGGACUAGAUCACUUAUGUUAUUUAUUGGUUUUAUGGUAUUUGGUCUCACAUGGUUCGCUUCUGUUUUUUUGACAAUAUGGGCAGCUACUCAUAAUGAUGGACAUAACAAAACAGAACUUUGGGUGCGUAUUGUCCCCUUUCUGUACUUAGUUUCAAUAGGAUUGAUUAUGCCGUUAUCUUUGUGGAAAAAGGAUGAAAGAAAAUACACAGUUAAGGAGAUGCAGAAAGCUGCAGGCAGAGCAAACAUGAUCCUCUUUGAGGAGAAAGUGUUAAUGGGAUGUAUGUCUAAUUCCCAAAUCUUUCUGGUGUAUGUUUCUCUGGACAGGUGUAAACAAGAGUUUGCAGAAACAUUUUCUGAGCAGGAUGUUGCUGAGGAGAUGUUUCAGAGAGCUAUACUGUUCUUCUCAUCAGGUUACACCUGCUGCCUUGCUAAAAGGCACUUUCCCUUUAUCCAGCCCAGCUCCACUGGUCACCUGGAGGGAGGAGUGUGUUUCUGUCAGUAUGUCUCCCAGCAGCUGAGUACAGAGACAUGGGAGUAGGAGAAACAGGAAGGAUUUCAGUUAUAGGGCCAGUUUUAAGUUCUUGUGAUGCCUUUUAUCAGCAAUUUCAUCAGGAAUGGACCUGAAUAAUAUCAUUCACAAUAAUAGUGCACAAUUUUUUGUUCCUCCUCAUUCUUUGUAUUAAUUUUCUGUUCUUUUAUGUUCUACUUCCUCAUGAAAUUCUGUGUACAAUGGUAGACCAUGAAAAUUUUACAUUUAUGAGUAAACUAAAGUAGUCCAGAUUUCUAUGUUGUGAUGACUCAUGUCAACCACUUUUACUCAGCAGGGCAUUUUAUGGUGCCGAUUGUAUUCAUGCCAGUAUGUGAUCAAACAGCUGAUCUGUGGAGAGAUGAAGGAAAAAAUAUCGAACAUGAGAAAGAAAAAGUGUUCUUGUUGAUUAAACCCUGUAAGAAGACUGGUCCUGCUCAGAUGACCAAAUUAUGAAUACUACAGCCUCUGUAGAAGGAUAUAUUUUAGCACUACAACUUUGAACGUGUCAAUGUUUUGACUUGUUUUCGAAUCAAUGUUGUAUUUUUAAUGAUGACACUGCCCCUUUAACACACCUUGAAAAAAAAAAAGGAUAGGUGAGGGUGCUCUCAAGUUUCUGUUUCCUAAGUUUCUCUUUUGCUCAGUGACUCACUGUGAUCGCUACUGUUUUUCUUCCCUGUACAUGAAAAGGUAUGGACAUAAAAUGACUGUAUUUUUAAGAUUGUUUUAGUUUUUAUUCUUAUGAAGGAUAAAGGAUACUGUUGUUGUCUUUGCAAAAUCUGUGGUACAUAAAAAGCUGUAACUGCAGAAAACUGUCCAAGAGCUUUUUGCCAAUAAUUAACUUUCUUGCCCUUUUUGUCAAUGUACUUGUAGUUUUUGUAAAAGUGACUCUGGUGUGCCACAAACCUGAAUCUCUUAGACAAUAAACUGUUCUGACAAAUGUGUGGGAGUGGAGAACUUAAUGUCUGAGUUUAAAUUGACUGAAGAUGUUUUGUUAAUAUUCUGCAGAUCUGAUCAAGAUAGAAACAUUCAACAGAGAUAAAAAAGAAAAGAACAAGUUUUUAAUCUUAAUUGCACUUUUAACUAGUCAUGUGUUUUCUGAUUAACCAAGUCAAAAUAACUCUAAAAGAGAGAGAGAAAGAGAAAGGAUUAUUUACUGAAAGCCAUUAGGGCUGGGGCGAUACGUAGAUUCAAAAAACAAGCGUCAACACGUCGCAUGAUGACGUAGACAAUGGCUACUUCAGGUAAAGGUGGAAGCAUGGACGGCAAACGAGCUCCACCUAAUGCGGUCGAUUUAAAACCUACUUUAGCAUGAUCUAUGAACAGCCCUUCUUGAUCAAUGCUUUUGUUCUUCAUGGCUUCCUCAUUCACAUUUCCAAGCUCGCGCUGCUUUCAUUCAAGUAGACAUGUACUGACCUGUCAAUCAAAUAACCGGCCGCUGGUGCAGCAAAUGCCACAAUGAAUGCUGCAUCAUACACUCUGCAUCCCAUGUCUGAUUCAUUCACUUUAAGAUGUUAGCUUGGAGUUGAAACAUCAUUUUGUGCUUUUAUUUGUCCUAGAAUCCAUAAAAUUGUUUAAAAAAACUGUGUGGGAAUUGGACCAGUGCAAAAGUCUCCAGUGUUUCCUCGGGUAAAUCCAGUGAUCCAGGUGUGUUGGCAGUUAAAAUCUAUUGAGAUAAAAGACUGGGUCUGAUGUUGUCGAUUUUACUUCUGAAGUGGUCUACAAACUCCUCACAAAGGGUAUCAGAGGAUGACCCAGGGGUUCUGUUAAAAUCAUUGUUUGUUAAAGAUCAAUUGUAGUAAAAAGAAAUCUGGGGUUAUGUUUAUUGUCAGUGAUAAGUUUUUUGUAGUGGGAAGUUCUGGCCUUUUUGACUGCGCUAUUGAAGGUUUUGAGGUGGUGUUUAAAAAUUUCAAGGUGGACCGUUAAUUUAGAUUUCCUCCAUGUCCUUUCAGCACUCCUGCAAUUGCGUUAGAGCUGCUUGAUAUGCUCAUUUCUCCAUGGGGGUCUUGCUUUUUUCUUGAUUGUUUCAGUUAAAAGUGGAGCAACUGAGUCCAGUCUUGAGCUUAGAUUGUUGUUAAAAUUGUCAACGAUAAAAUCACAGGAUGCUGGUAAAAUUUAUGAAGAGGUGUUCUGUAGGAUGUGAAUAAAAUUUGCAGCCACUUCAGAAGUUAGGUAGUGUUUCCUCACUGUUCUGACUGGGUUCCCCCUCUGGUUAAAAAUGCUGAUUGAAAAAAACACACAAAAAUGGUCAGACACAGCCAGAUCCACAACAGAGGGCACACCGACGGACAGGCCAUAGCUUAUGACCAGGUCCAGCAUGCGCCCUCUGCUGUGGGUCAGCUGUGUCACAUGCUGCUGAAAAAAAUGUUCUUCCUUAAGCUGCGUCACCCCACUGUAAUUCGUAAUGGAUUGGCCGGAGGUCUCGCUACAAACAAGUGGCUGCUGGAAGAGAGACGGUGAGUUGUGUUUAGUCUCUUUGCUAAAGAAAUCAGGCAAAGUUAAAAAGAUGUUUGGGGGCUAGUGCUGUGGCUGGGACCCUAUAUGUACUGUUGAUGAAGUUAGGUGCUGUUCUGAGCAUUAUUUUUGGCUAUAGAGUGGCGUUUUGGUUGCGGUUUGUGUGUGGCUACUCACACCGCUGUGUAUUGCUAUCGUGCGGUCGUUACUAAAGUUGGUUUAACUAGAGAAGCAAGAUACACUUUAAAUUUCCUUCAGCGAACCUUCUCAAAAGGAUCAAUAAAGUUUUAUCCAAUCUAAUCCAAUUUACGACCCAGUUUAAAAGAUGGGUUUGAUCAGUCUUGGGAUGGUAAUAAAGGUGAGUUAGCAUAAACAAUCCAAAGCGUUAGCUUGUUAACAGGAAGAGGAUUUUUUUUUUUCAAAGAUGAUUCAAGUCAUAUUUCUUUAUCUCAGAUUUGGAUCGCAGAGUCACAAAGCUGCUCUGACCAAAGGUAUUUUGGAAUUGGCUGAUAUUGAUGUGAUGGUAAGACAGUUGGUGUGUUCAGCUAAUCGUUUAUGGACUUACUGUAAUAUUCAGUUUCAAACAUGCCUGCAAAUCUAUAUGGUAAAGGAACAAACAAGACCUGAGCAACCACUCAAGAUUUACUCGGUUCUGACAUCAGCAAUUUCUGCAUGUACUUGAAAGAGAAUAACCCCAAGAGUUUGGGUGUACCAUCAGCCAGGACACAAAAUCCAUUUCCAGGUCCAAAUGUUUUUUGUUUACACUUCGUCACUCCUGCUCUUUGUGAGGACUUACGUGUGGGAAAAAAUGCAAAAUAAAAAAUACAUAGUUAGCAACAUGAUAUGAGCUAAUCUACGGAAUCCUUCAUGCAACACUAGAAGAUUAAAAUACCACAAGACACUUAAGCUUGGCUGAAAAUGGUACUGCUGAGCUAAAUGACCCCAGUCACUUUAAAAAAGCUGAAAUUCCUCUCAAGGGGAGCAUGUCAGACUGCAUCCAGGAGAGCCAGAAAGUCCUGCUGGUCCUCAGUCCAGAGUUUGUGAGGAGCCGCUGGUGUCUCCUGGAGGCCAACAUGUCUCUGUUCAGGGACUGCCUGGAAAGGAAGCCAAUAGUUCCAGUGCUGCUGGAGCCUGGAGUCUCUAUUCCUCUCCACCUCUGCCACCUCACCUACCUGGAGGUCAACGACCCUGACUUUAAGAGUAAGCUGCUCAAGGUGCUCUGCACCCCCAACCAACAGCUGCAGGGCUCCACUGUGGUUCCCUUCCAGCCUCCCUCCAUCUACAACGGGAAGGCCCUGCAGCCUUUGUCUGCUGUCAAUAAUGAAAGACUGAACAAAUGGGAAUCAGGUCUGUUCAGUGACAUGGAGGUUCCAGACCAACUGCGCCUGAUCAUUGAGGACCACAACAAGUACAGAGAGGCUGUGAGGAUCAUCAACAGUGUCUCUCAAUACAAAGUGUCGCUGCGCCCACUCUGGGUUAGAAAUGUUAUGUAUGUGAUUGGUGUGUGUUUGUUCCUACUCUUUUUAACCUUUAAUUGGUGUUUACUGUCAGUGUACUCUGUAACUAAUGAUCCAAAUCUUGGUGCAAGAUCUCCAGUAAUGAUCCUUUUUAUCAUUUGCCUGUACAUUAGUCCUGUGGGUAUUCUAAUUCAGCUUUGUCUCUGGACGAGGGAUAGUAAGAAGCACAUUUUGAAGGAAAUGCAGAAAGCUGUAGGCAGAGCAAACAUGAUCCUUUUUGAGGACAAAGUGUUAAUGGGAUGUAUGUCCACUUCUACAAUCAAUCUUGUGUAUGUUUCUCUGGACAGGUGUAAACAAGAGUUUGCAGAAACAUUUUCUGAGCAGGAUGUUGCUGAGGAGAUGUUUCAGAGAGCUAUAAUAUUCUUCUCAUCAGGUUACACCUGCUGCCUUGCUAAAAGGCACUUUCUCUUUACCCAGCCCAGCUCCACUGGUCACCUGGAGGGAGGAGUGUGUUUCUGUCAGUAUGUCUCCCAGCAGCUGAGUACAGAGACAUGGGAGUAGGAAAAACAGUUUUGAUCAGGAUGGACCUGAAUAAUAUCAUUCAGAAUAAGUAGUGAGUCAAAAAAAAAAAACAUUCUUUUUCCUCCUCAUUCUUUUUAUUAAUUUUCUGUUCCUUUAUGUUCUACUCCCUAAAGAAAUUCUGUGUACAAUGGUAGACCAUGAAAUUUUUACAUUAAUUAGUAAAGUUGUAGUCCAGAUUUCUAUGUUGUGAUGACUCAUGUCAACCACUUUUACUCAGCAUUUUAUGGUGCCGAUUGUAUUCAUGCCAGUAUGUGAUCAAGCAGCUGAUCUGAUGAGAGAUAAAGGAAAAAUACCUGACAUAAAAAAAGUGUUCUUGCUGAUUAAACCUUGUUAGAAGACUGGUCCCACUCAGAUGACCAAAAUAUAUGUAUGAUGGCCUCUGUAGAAGGAUAUAUUUUAGCACUACAACUUUGAACAUGUCUCUGUUUCAGCUUUUUUUUUUAAUCACUGUUGUAUUUUUAAUGAUGACACUGCCCCUUUAACAAACCUCUGAAAAAAGGAAAAGUGAGGGUGCUCUCAAGUUUCUGUUUCCUAAGUUUCUCUUUUGCUCAGUGACUCACUGUGAUCACUACUCUUUUUCCUCCCUGUACAUGAAAAGGUAUGGACAUAAAAUCCCUGUAUUUUUAAGAUUGUUUUAGUUUUUAUUCUUAUGAAGGAUAAAGGAUACUGUUGUUGUCUUUGUUUGCAGAAUUUGUGGUACAUAGAAAGCUGUAACUGCAGAAAACUGUCAAAGAGCUUUUUGCCAAUAUUUAACUUUCUUGCCCUUUUUGUCACCGCACAUGUGGUUUUUGUAAAAGUGACUCUGGUAUGCCACAAACCUGAAUCUCUUAGAAAAUAAACUGUUAUGACAAACGUGUGGGAGUGGAGAACUCAAUGUCUGAGUUUAAAUUGACUAAAAAUGUUUUGUUAAUAAUCUGCAGAUCUGAUCAAGACAGAAAUAUUCAUCAGAGGUAAAAAGACAAAAAGUCUUUUAUCUCAAUUGCAUUUUUAUUAAACAAAAACCUGUGUUUUUUGUUUAAAAGAGUCAAAAUAACUCUAAAAGAGAGAGAAAGAGGAUUAUUCACUGAAAGCUAUUUAUGUUUAUGGUUAAGAAUGAUGUGAAGUUUCAAAGAAGCAAUCAGAAGAUCCAGGAAGUGAACAACGUUAAAGCCCCCGAGAAAAACUUUCUGGCAGUGUGGAUUUUGGCAGCUACUGUAGAGAAAGGGGUAUUUCUUAUCGCUUUGUUUAUCUUGUCAUGGACAGUCGUGUUUUCUACAUAACUGUAUAUACUAUGGACAACUUGGUUCCGCCUUCCGCCAGUAUACAGAUUUGAGGCCAAAAAGCUCUCAGUAUUCCCGUUUUUUUUUCCUCAACCUCCUGAAACCAACAUUGCACAGUAUUGUUGUAUGCUUUCGGCGGGAGAGUCGCUGAGAGCUGCUGUGAUGACGCUCGGCUCAAACAGUGUAUCCCCUGGGUAAGCUAUGCAAUCCUUGUACGCCCAUAGGCUGUAUCAAGUGUCAAUCAUAGAAAACAUGAACCCCCUAAUAAUUUAAAAAAAUGGAACUGUAGAGAAAAAAAAGAGGACUUGAGGACAAACCAGUCUGACAAUAACUAUAUGUCAUCAUUACAAGCGAGGGGGAGAAAAAUUCAUAUUCUGUGUAAUUAAUUCCUAAAGUUUGUCUACAACUCCAUUAAUUUCGCUGGAGGAGGUGGGAUUUAUGACCUGUACUGCAGCCCGUCACCAGAGGGUGCUGUUCUCACAGUGGCUUCACCCAGCAAGGAGACAGACGGCGUCCAUUCUAUAUACAGUCUAUGAUUUUCUAACAAAGGAUAUCAUCCUGCAUCUAUCCUUUAAACUGUCAAACACUCUGGUUUGUUGGUUAAGUUGGUUCAAUUGGUUUCUUCAGCUUGCAGUCAAUCAAGUAGUCUGACAUCUACCCUCAAAGCAGUCUCAGACCUUAGAUUUUUUACGAUAACUUUAAAUGCUGAUGGUCCUGUUUGCAUUUGUAGAUUAUAAGGAGUCAUAACUGUUAAUCCCAUCCUGCAGUUUAGUCUGAAACUAUGAUCUUUUUUUGUACAAAUCUGAUCUUGCCUCUAAACUUUUGGCCUGUAGUGUAUAUAUCACCAAAAACGAGUGGUGUUAAAACAAAUAAAAAAUACACUUUCCCCGCUCUUUGAAACAUUAAGGAAGGACUAAUCAAUAUUUUUUUGAAGUAGCAUAGGUCAUUUAAACAUAAUGAAUAGGUUUGGGGUUAGAACUUUGGUGAAAAUACUUGCUACAUGGACAAUUCUUGGGCUGGGUCAAUUUUGAAAAGGAUACAUCCCAGAAAAGGUGAGGAUACAGGAUUUGAAAAGAAUGUGAGAGUUAAAAGAGCUGAAAUUCCUCUCAAGGGGAGCAUAUGGUUAUGUUGAAUGUCAUAGUAAGUUGUGUCCUUGAUUUUAUGAUUAAUGUCUGAUAAAUGUCUUUUUCACUCUCUUCUCUUUAAGUAAUGGAGGAAAUUAAAUCCUUUGAAACUACAGAAAUUCAGCCACAGCCCUCUGGCCCUCUGUCUCCACUAAUCUACACUCCUUCUCCGCUGAGGGAUGGUGAGUGUUACCAUGUCUUCAUCAGCUACAGCAGCACUGACUACCAGUGGACCCACUCCCUCAUUGAGCAGCUGGAGUCCUGCGGCCUGCAGGUCUGCUACCAUGAGCGUGACUUCACUCCAGGACGCACCGUGUUGGAGAACAUGUCAGACUGCAUCCAGGAGAGCCAGAAAGUCCUGCUGGUCCUCAGUCCAGAGUUUGUGAGGAGCCGCUGGUGUCUCCUGGAGGCCAACAUGUCUCUGUUCAGGGACUGCCUGGAGAGGAAGCCAAUAGUUCCAGUGCUGCUGGAGCCUGGAGUCUCUAUUCCUCUCCACCUCUGCCACCUCACCUACCUGGAGGUCAACGACCCUGACUUUAAGAGUAAGCUGCUCAAGGUGCUCUGCACCCCCAACCAACAGCUGCAGGGCUCCACUGUGGUUCCCUUCCAGCCUCCCUCCAUCUACAACGGGAAGGCCCUGCAGCCUUUGAAGGCUGUCAAUAAUGAAAGAAUGAACAAAUGGGAAUCAGGUCUGUUCAGUGACAUGGAGGUUCCAGACCAACUGCGCCUGAUCAUUGAGGACCACAACAAGUACAGAGAGGCUGUGAGGAUCAUCAACAGUGUCUCUGAAAACAAAGUUUGGUUGCGCCCACUCUGGCUUAGAGUUCUAUUUUACCUUUUUGGCAUUUUAUUUUUCUUAAAUUUGGUAGCAUUUUUAAUAUAUUCAUCAGCAGUGUUCUUUAACACUGAUAUUCCAUAUAUUGACCUAAGCAAUGUUGGAGCAUUGGUUCUCUUUUUUAUUUGCCUCUUCAGUAGUCCUGUGGGUUUUCUUAUUCAGCUUGGUCUCUGGAUGAUGGAUAGUAAGAAGUUCAUUUUGAAGGAGAUGCAGAAAGCUGUAGGCAGAGCAAACAUGAUCCUCUUUGAGGACAAAGUGUUAAUGGGAUGUCGGUCCAAUUCCAAAAUCUAUCUUGUGUAUGUUUCUCUGGACGGGUGUAAACAAGAGUUUGCAGAAACAUUUUCUGAGCAGGAUGUUGCUGAGGAGAUGUUUCAGAGAGCUAUAAUGUUCUUCUCAUCAGGUUACACCUGCUGCCUUGCUAAAAGACACUUUCCCUUUACCCAGCCCAGCUCCACUGGUCACCUGGAGGGAGGAGUGUGUUUCUGUCAGUAUGUCUCCCAGCAGCUGAGUACAGAGACAUGGGAGUAG
Molecule: messenger RNA, 9472 nt
Organism: Xyrichtys novacula (pearly razorfish)
Lineage: Eukaryota; Metazoa; Chordata; Actinopteri; Labriformes; Labridae
Source: the annotation of a GenBank genome assembly